CAAGUGUUUCUUGUUUCCUCCGGUAAGCGGACCGCUGCUGGAAGGAGCAAAUCAAAAUGGCGAGUCAGGAGGAGUCAGUGAGGGAGUUCGUUGCUGUUACCGGCGUAGAGGAGGAGAGGGCCCGCUUUUUCCUGGAGUCCGCCGGUUGGAACCUGCAGCUGGCACUCGGCAGUUUCUUUGAGGAUGGGAACGAUGAUGACAUCAUCACGAUUCCUCAGCCGGAGGGCGGCUCCUCCGUGUCUCGAUCUACUGGGCCCAGUAGUCAGCCCAGGGUGACCUCCUUCAGAGAUCUGAUGCAUGAGGCAGAGGAUGAAAGCGAUGAGGAGGAAGGUCAGCGGUUUUUCGCGGGGGGAUCAGAGCGCAGCGGGCAGCAGAUCGUUGGGCCUCCAAAGAAGAAGAGCUCCAACGAGGUGGUGGAGGAUCUGUUCAAAGGGGCCAGAGAACACGGCGCCGUGCCGCUGGAGCGCAGCGGGAAAGGCCCAGGAGAAACCAGCAAAGCCAGGGCCUUUGUUGGCGGCGGUUACAGGCUGGGAGCAGCUCCUGAGGAGGAGUCGGCCUACGUGGCGGGAGAGAGGCAAGGCGGCAACAGCCAGCAAGACGUCCAUGUGGUGCUGAAGCUGUGGAAGACAGGGUUCAGUCUGGAUAACGGUGAACUUCGGACCUACAGCGACCCUGGAAAUGCAAACUUUCUGGAGGCAAUCAGACGUGGGGAGAUUCCUCUGGAGCUGAGGCAGCGCGCUCGAGGAGGCCAGGUCAACCUGGACAUGGAGGACCACAGAGACGAGGACUUUACCAAGCCCAAGGUGGCCUUCAAAGCCUUUGAAGGAGAAGGACAGAAGCUGGGAAGGCCUGGGUGUUUAUUUCUCCCCGUGUGCCUCAGGGUUUCCGACCUGCGGCAGUUCGUGGUGUUGGCGCGGCCAGCGAUGGCGGCCAGAGAGUUCGUUCUGAUGACCACCUUCCCCAGCAAGGAGCUGACAGACGAGAGCCAGACGCUGCAGGAGGCCAACCUCCUGAACGCCGUCAUCGUUCAGAGGCUAAAGUGAGGCUGGGAUGAGGCUCCGCCCCCAUUCCUCCGCUUCCCUCACGCCGGAGCGCCGAGGGAGCAGAACACAUGGACUUACACGGACUUCUAGUUUCUGAUGGGUUUAUUUCUGAAAUUAAAUAAAAGAUCUUGCUUCCCGUGCCCUCCCUCCUUUCCAUCCCCCCCCCUCCCCCCAUCAGAGUGCAGAGGGCUGAAACGUUGAACCAUCCUGCAGAUGUUUCCCCUCAAAGUACCGGCCCUGCUGAAGGAAUGUGAUGCUGAUGGCAAACGAUUCGUCCAGGGAGACUCACUAUAAUGUCUACUAACCGUCAUCCGGCCUCUGAACAAAGUUCUGAGCUUUCGGCAGCAGCUGAGCUGCUGCUUUACACAUUAGAUUUAUCAUCUUUUCCUUCUCCACAGAUAAACAACAAUGAUACGAUUCUGUUCCUCAACCCACUGAUACCAGUAGCCUUACUCUUCUUUCUCCAGCGCCGCCCGCUCCCUUUGUUCAGAGAGGAAGAAUUUAUUUUUUUAAAAUGCCUUUGUUUAUUUUCUUUCUCCAUUAAAGAUGCUUCGCCCAGUUCAGACAACAGCAUGUUGAUGGAGUCUGACGCCACUGGUGGAACAAAAGAGGUUAAACACACUGGUUUCAUUUAGUCAAAUCUCAAUUCUUGUAACGACGACAUGUUCUAUGCAUCCUGGGGAAACAAAUGUUUGGGUCUCCAGUGAAAUAAACUCAUUUUAUGGUUGA
Messenger RNA from Cyprinodon variegatus (sheepshead minnow), 1772 nucleotides. It is a transcript of the gene nsfl1c, whose product is annotated as NSFL1 (p97) cofactor (p47). The coding region runs from base 57 to 1043 and encodes 328 amino acids. The transcript is spliced from 8 exons. The record is from RefSeq and is a predicted model, not a curated record. Gene Ontology annotation, biological process: autophagosome assembly; nuclear membrane reassembly; membrane fusion. Gene Ontology annotation, cellular component: nucleus; cytosol. Gene Ontology annotation, molecular function: ubiquitin binding. NCBI's taxonomy places the organism in Eukaryota, Metazoa, Chordata, Actinopteri, Cyprinodontiformes, Cyprinodontidae.